AUGGAGGAGUCGCAGGUGGUCGUGGGUCGGAUCGCGGAGGGGUUCCAGGGGGUUUCCGUGGGCGGCAAGCAGGGCACCUUCUUCUUGACGUCGCGGGCACUCGCGUUUGUCGCGCAGUCGCAGAACGACGGUCACGCGGGCGAGGAAGCCGGGCAAGUCGCUCAGCAGCAUGACGCAGUCUUCGAGCUUCAUCUCUUCGUCUGGUUCCAGCAGUGGACUUCGACGGAGAGAUCCAAAAAAAGCGCAAAAGCGCGCCUCACCUUCUCGAACGCGUCGGCGCUGCCCUCAUCGGCCGUCGGUCUGCCGGUGGCGAGCACAGCAGUUCUCGACUUUGGCGCAGACCGCGGAAAAAUGGACGCCGCAUGCAAUCUGCUGCAGCAGCUUCACGCAGCCGAGCGCCAGCGACACCCCCGGCAGCUGCCGCUCCAGCUGGUCGCCUUCCCCGCCCGGGAGGCUUUUCUAGACGAGUUGAAGUUGGCGCUGGAGCUGCCCACUGCCUCGUCGUUGCGUCUCACGCCUUCGCUGUCCUACCUGCUCCUUCCGCCGUCUUCAGUUUCUGCCGGGGAGUGGGAACCUCUGUCCCCGCUCCUGGCCGCCCCGGCUUGCCAAGAAAGUGAGCGCGCGCCGGCGCCGCCGACCGGUGGCGCGCCUGCAAGCACUCCGGGGAGUGUACGUACACCGGCCGCGCUGCCCCCGGGGGCAGAUGUACGUACACCCGGCGGAGAGGGCGCGAGUCAGCUCCAGGGCUCCGCUCACGCGGCGAAGAGGCCGCUUCCUUCGGCUGGGCGCGCGGUGGACGAGGAAGGCACUACGGGAUCGGAGGCGAAGCGCGUUAGAGUCACUCCUUCCGGAGCUGCGCCCGAUCUGCCCAAGACGACCCGGCCCCGCGAACCGCCUGCUGCGGCUUCGGCGCCGGUGUCCGCGGCUCCCUCUGCGCCUCGAGGCCGCUCUGCUUCUUCGCCGGCCGCCGAGGCGCCGGGGCCUUCUCGACGUCUGAACCUGCAGGCCCUGGAGCGGCUGGAGAGUCUGCGGGAGGCGCGCGAGCGGCGGGCGGCUCAGCGCAGUUUGCUGGCGAAGAACGCCGUCCUGCGCAGUCUGUACCUUUUCCUCGUCGGAGACCCCGAAGAAGACGAACAACCUGACCUCACCGGCGGCGACUCGGGGUCGCUCGAGAGCAAGGGCGACGAUGACGCGACCGCGAGAGAAGGCCGCCGAGCCGACGCUGCACAGAGGAGCGGGGCGGGUGGCGCGGGCAAGCACGGACGAACGGCUCGCGCGCCAGGGAAAGUCCUGAGCCCCGAGGAAUUCUGGAAGCUCCACGAAACCGACCUCGUCGCGCACCGCAUGCAGCUCGCGCCGGACCCCCCGGCGUCGGCGUUCCUCAUCCGCCCGCCGCAGUUCGAAUACGUGGGAAGCAGCGGCACAGAAAAGCCUGCGUCGCUCGUCGACUGCACUGAGCAGAUGCUGGAUGCGAUUCUCAAGGAAGACCCGCGCAUCAGCGAGGUGUACAGACAGCUUGUGGCCGCCGGCAGGAUGACAAGGGAGAAGUUCUUCGAGCGGCUGUUUCAGUCGAAGUACUUUCAGGAGUUCCUCGGCUUGCCUGCGCGCCAAGGCGCAGCGAGUUCAGCGGCCUUCGAGAGCCUCUCUGGAGAUGACUCGGGCGCGCUCAUCAACCUCUCCAAUGCAGCGCCUCCUUUGCUUGCGCCCUCGCCGCAAGACGUCCUCGACCUGGUGACGCCGUCGGAAGACUUGAUUAGCACCGAGGCCUUUCGCCUGCGCGGCUUCGGCAUCGCCGACGGCCUCAACUCGUUCAGCGGAGACCUGGUCGAUUCUCUUGACGCCAAAAUGAGCGCGUCGUCUCCGUCUUCGGCAGAGAUUCAGACAGACGCCGCCGCAGCGGGUCUCCCGGGCUUGCCGAGCGUGCGCCGCCCGCUUCGAAGUCGUCUUUUGGAGCGCUUCAACCGCCAGUCCCAUCGCCUCCUUCUCCAGCAGAUGCUGCCUCCAACCGCGGUCGCGGCGGCAUCCCAGGUACCGCCGGGGCCUGGAGCCGUGGGCGCGAGCGCGACGGCCGGCGAGAUCGAGAAGCUCCACGAGCAGCUGCAGCUGCUGGCUGAACAGGAGAAGCAGCUCGUCUCAGCCGAGCAGCAGACGAAGAAAGGCCAGCGGGGGCACGCAGAGGGCGCCGCAGUCUCGGGUCGUCAGCGGCUCGCAAGCGGCUCCGCUUCGGAGAAGGCGUAUCGGCUACUUGAAGAUCUGCAGCUGAGCGACCUGGAGGCGCCGCAGCCUGUGCAGCACCAGCGCCUUGAAGUCAGCAGAAGACAUCUCUACGCGGCUGGCAGUCGCGCGCCCUCCGCGGCGGCCGAAAAGGGCUCUGCACCCGCGGCGGCGGCGAGCGGAGGCGCCAAAAAGCCUGAAGCAGCGCCCGACGGGGGGACUGGCGGCGAAGACGGGCAGGUGCCGGUCAAGGCGAAGAAGGAGACUGAGGGGAGAGGGCAGAGACACGACGACGAAGAGAACCGGCGCCUCGCGCAAGCCUGGAUCGCGAACGACGCGCCGAAAACUGAGGGCAGAACGAUCACUCCUGACGCCGCGCUGUACGAGAACGGGCGAUACAUGUUCGUCUUCAACACCAAGUUGUGUCAAAGCGAGAAGAUGGCUCACGUCGCGACGCUGGACUACGAACCCGUCACAGUGAACGCCGUGCGGGCUCACCAGGCGCGGGUGACCGAACUGCUGCAGCACUUUUACGCCUCUGCGGUCCCUGACGAAGAAAAACGCGCUCGGAUCAUUCAGGCUCUUGACGCGACGAAGAACGAACUUGAGAGGACGCAAGAAAGCACGUUUGGGCCGUACACGGGCGCCGCGACAAAGGCCCUGUGCAUGCCCCUUUUUGACCAGAUAAAUGCGGCGAAGCUGCAUCACAGCAAACUCAAAAAGAUGCUUUCUGACCUGCGGGCACAGAGAAAAGCGCACCACAUGCGUCACGCAGCAGCCACGCAUGCACAGUCCGCCUCUGCUCAGCCGAAUGCUGCCCGGCCUGCCCUAACAGCCACGAAUUAG
Molecule: messenger RNA, 3060 nt
Organism: Besnoitia besnoiti
Lineage: Eukaryota; Apicomplexa; Conoidasida; Eucoccidiorida; Sarcocystidae
Exons: 13
Coding region: 1-3060 (1019 amino acids)
Biological process (GO): transcription by RNA polymerase I; nucleotide-excision repair; transcription by RNA polymerase II
Cellular component (GO): transcription factor TFIIH core complex; transcription factor TFIIH holo complex
Source: RefSeq, a predicted model, not a curated record